This is a messenger RNA of Entrophospora candida, 288 nucleotides long. The record is from the annotation of a GenBank genome assembly. Lineage: Eukaryota; Fungi; Glomeromycota; Glomeromycetes; Entrophosporales; Entrophosporaceae.
AUGACUAAAAAAGAAAAAAAUAAGUUGGAGGAAAUCCACGGAGGAGAUGAGAUUGUGAAAAUUAGUUCAGAACAUAAUCAGGAUGAAAAUGUUUCCACAACCCAAGAAGUAAUUCACUAUAAAAGGGGGUAUAUGGCACAUAAGCAUAAUGGAAAGUUAGGUCAUUGCUCCGAAUGUAAAAAUCAAUCAGUAAGUCAUGAGGAGUUUGAUAAAAUGGUAGAAAUCUUGUUAAAUACUCCACCUAGAAAAAGAACUAAAAAAGAUAGAAAUAAAAAAGAAGCAGUAUAG